GAAAGUAUCACAAAAAUGUACAAAGUAUCAACCAUGAGACGAAUAUUUGAUCUGACAAAGCUUCGAGCCAAAAGAUCAGCAUUUUUCACAACUGGGGUUAAAAUCUGCCCUCAGGAAUCCAUGAAACAGAUUCUAGCCAGUCUUCAAGCUUAUUAUAGAUUAAGAGUGUGUCAGGAAGUAGUGUGGGAAGCAUUUCGUAUCUUUCUGGAUCGUAUCCCUGAAACAAGGGAAUACCAAGACUGGGUCAGCAUCUGCCAAAAAGAGACCUUCUGCCUCUUUGACAUAGGGAAAAAUUUCAGCAACUCCCAGGAGCAUUUGGAUCUUCUUCAGCAGAGAAUAAAGCAGAGAAACUUCCCAGAGAGAAAAGAUGAAGUGUCUGCACAAGACCCUCAAGGGAAGCCAGGUGAAACUCCCAUGUCUUCUACAGAUGUUGCCAAUGUCUCACUCCAGCCCAUCCCUCUCCAUCCUGAUGACACUCUCUUCAAUAACACGAAGACACCUAUCAUAGAAGCAGAAGCAGAAUUCACUGCUGUGUCUGAAGACCCGACAGAGCAGAAGGUAGAACUAAGCAUCUCUCUCACAAACCAGAAGUUCGAGGCUGAGCUCACUGACCCCCAUUCCUUGUAUUACCAGGAGCUGGCAGCGAAGUCUCAACUGCAGAUGCAAAAGGUAUUUAAGAAACUUCCUGGAUUCAAAGAAACCCAAGUGUUAGGAUUUAGACCAAAGAAAGAAAGAGAUGGUUCAAAUUCCAUAGAGAUGCGACUGAUGGUCAUCUUUACUAGAGAGACUGCAAACAAAAAAUACCCUGCAAGUGACCUCUUGCCUUUUGAUUCCAACCAAAUUGAAAGUGAAGAACUCCCUGAUGAGAUGAUGGAGGAGGACAAACAGCCAGAAAUCUUUCUCACAGCACUGGACCUCAAAAAGCUGAUCAGCAAGGCAUUGGAGGAAGAUCAGUCCUUGAACACGGGGAGAGUUCAGUUCACUGAUGAUAUUGUUGGGUUAUUGCCAGACUCAGAACCUGACAAACAAUUAGCACUACCUACACUUCUUGUUGACAUCAUGGAGGAUGCAACUUUGAGUUCAGAACUUUCCCUUGGUCAUCCCAGGCUUGACACAGUGGACAGAGCAGGACACAGUCUACCUGUCAGUCCUUGGUCAUCACCUGCUUUGGACUCAACUACCCUUCCUGGAAGUCUGCCUUUCUUUGCUUCAACUAGUGUCUUCUCCCUGACUCCUCAAAAUGCCACAGACCACUUGUCCAUUGACCAGACAGUAGUGAUCCCAGUGUCAAUGACCUCAACUGGUGAUUAUUCUGCAAGCGGUCAACCAGUUCUAGAAAUUUCCCAUUGGCCCUCGCCUUCAGAAGACAGCAGUUCGAGUUCAGACGGUCAAUAUAUGCUUGGAGUGGAUGUAGUGAGCAAGUCUGCCACAUUGGAGGUACCAGGACUCAGUGACGAUCUUUCUACUCCAGAAGAUUCUUCAGAGAAAACCACUCCCAUGCCAGCUCCCGAGUACAUCACUACUAGCUCUAUGACCACCGUGGCCAAGGGCCAAGAGCUAGUGGUGUUCUUCAGUCUGAGGGUCACUAACAUGCCCUUUUCCAACAACUUGUUCAACAAGAGCUCACUAGAGUACCAAUUGUUGGAGCUACAAUUCACACAGCUGCUGGUUCCCUAUCUACAAUCCAAUCUUACAGGAUUUAAGCAACUUGAAAUACUUAGUUUCACAAAUGGGAGUGUGAUCGUGAAUAGCAAAGUGAGGUUUGCGAACACAGUACCAUAUAACCUCACCAAGGCCGUGCAGGAAGUCUUGGAGGAUUUUCGUUCUGCUGCAGCCCAACAACUUGAUCUGAAAAUAGACAGCACCUCUCUCAACAUUGAACCAGCUGAUCAGGCAAACCCCUGCAAAUUCCUGGCCUGUGGUGAAUUUGCUCAGUGUGUAAAAAAUGAGCGGACCCAGGAAGCAGAGUGUCACUGCAGACCAGGGCACGCCAGCCAGGAGCACUUGGACUACCUCUGCAUUCCUGGUGAGAAGUGUGAGACUCGUCAGGGAAAGAAAACUUUGUGCAGGUCACCAGGUCAUUCUAAAAAUCAAGUCUAUGAAACCAGUGUUACAAAGUCUCAACGUGAGCAAACUAACAAGGGAACCAGGAAAAAAAAUUUUAAGGUACUGACUAUAGGAGAUGAAGAAUUUAACCACCACGAUAGGGAAGGAAAUUAAAAGCUGAUUUAAUGCCAAGAUUAUCUUUUGCUGUAUUUCAAGAGAGAUGGUUUGCUUUGUCAAAGAAAAUUGUCUCCACUCAAACUUCUGAAAACCUAGGCAAGAACAGUCACUAGUCACUGAAACCCAGGGAUACAGUCAACCUUCAGAACCAGCACACACCACAUCUCAAACAGAAAAGAUCUGUGAGCUUGAUUCAGAAUUUGUAUACAUAAAUUCUAAAAAAAAAAAAAAUGCUCAGUAAAACACUGGUAAGUCAGGUUCGCUUCCAGUUGUUUAAAUAUUGGUCACAGACCAUUUAUAAGUGCAACUUACUCAGCUGCUCAGGGGAAGGUGAAAUUACAUGAAGAAGCUAGACUGUACAUAGAAGACACCUGUCCAGGAGAAGAAAUGCAGGUUUCUAAAUGCUGAAUGAAUACAGUACAGAAACGUUUACAGUGAGUACGUCUAUGCACUAUCCAUCGCUGUCAAUAGACACACCGGCAGUUCGUAGGCUCUCUAGUUUUAUAAGUAAUAUUUGUUGAUUUGCAAAGACCUGAGUUCGAGCCUCCGCC
Molecule: messenger RNA, 2774 nt
Organism: Erinaceus europaeus (western European hedgehog)
Lineage: Eukaryota; Metazoa; Chordata; Mammalia; Eulipotyphla; Erinaceidae
Gene: IMPG1
Product: interphotoreceptor matrix proteoglycan 1
Exons: 16
Coding region: 16-2220 (734 amino acids)
Biological process (GO): visual perception
Source: RefSeq, a predicted model, not a curated record